Molecule: messenger RNA, 1999 nt
Organism: Quercus robur (English oak)
Lineage: Eukaryota; Viridiplantae; Streptophyta; Magnoliopsida; Fagales; Fagaceae
Exons: 3
Coding region: 120-1844 (574 amino acids)
Biological process (GO): transmembrane transport
Cellular component (GO): membrane
Molecular function (GO): transmembrane transporter activity
Source: RefSeq, a predicted model, not a curated record
UAACAGUCAAAAACAACAACAUGAUUCCAUCCUAGACUCCUAGUCCCACACACCACCAUCUCCAACACAGCAACACUUCUCUCUCUCUCUCUCUCUUUCUCUCUCUCUCUCUCUGUGUAAUGGGCAGCACAGAGGAGCAACCCAGCAAACCCAUAUCUCUAUACGACACUUCUUCCUCCCCAUCACAACCCCUUCUCUCCAAACCACCUCCACCACCACCACCACUUCCCUUUCCUUCCUCUCCUCCUCACCACCCUUUUCCGCCGCUCGAAGACCCGCAGCCGCCGCCGCACGCCACCCCAGCCGACUCGGAACAGGACUCCGAUCCCACACAGUACCUUCAAAUCACGUACAACCACUCUCCCAGAUCCUUCAAAGACCUCCCUUUCCUCUUCCUCUUCCUCCUCUUCGUUCUCUGCACUUUCGUCCUCGGCAUCUUCUCCAUCUUCCACCGCAACACCAGCUAUUCCAACCUCUCUUCUUUCACCUAUGACUCCAAUUCAACUUCGUGCACCGAAUCCACUCUGUCAAAUUCAACAAACCUUUCGUUUUCGUUUUCGUUUUCAGUUCUGACGGGUUUUUCUUCGAGUUUUUCAAAUUCUUUGAUAUGGGUUUUCGUUAUUACCUUAAUUUUGACCGUACCCAUUUGCUUUCUCUUACUUCUUUCUCUCAAGCGUUACACCAAACAGCUUGUCUACGUUUCGCUUCCUUUCUUUGUCGUCAUGCCAGUCUUCUUCAAUGUUUAUUGGUUCGUCGCCUGCACUCUUAGCUCCACUUGCAGCGACGAUUUCCCCUUGGUUUACCGAAUUCUCGUCCUCAUCUUCGUGUUCUGCAUAAUCGCCGUGGUUAUCUGGAUCUUCGUGGUCAAUUGGCAUCGAAUCGAGCUCACUGUGGAGAUCAUUAAGAUUGCCUCCGAUGCGCUUUAUAGGAAUUUGGGCUUGUUCGUGGUGUUGCCGUCUUUGACGAUUGGGUUGGUGGUGUACUAUGCGCCAAUCGUGGUGUUCUUGGUUUUUUCGAGGCAGAAUGGGGAGAUUGUGGUUGAGGAAUCGAGUGGAGAGUAUAGUUGUGUGUGGAAGCAAGAUGGGUGGGUGCCUGCAUACUUUGCGCUCGCCAUAUUGACAAUGCUGUGGUCUGCUGCGGUUAUGGUGGAAGCUCAGGUUUUUGUGAUCAGUGGGACUAUUGCACAGUGGUAUUUCUCUAAGGAUGAGCCUCCGAGGCGGAGCAUAAGGACUUCCUUGAGAAAUGCUUUCGGCCCCUCAUCAGGCACAAUAUGUCUAUCUGGUCUACUUAUUUGUGCUGUACGUGUGGUGCGUGCUGCUGUUGAUAGUGCAAGACAUGAUACUCCAGGGAUUGUGAACCUUGUACUACGUUGCUGUGUUAAUGUUUUGCUGUCAGCAGUUGAUUUUCUUAACAAAUUUACAAUUAAUUUUGUGGCAAUAACUGGUGAAUCCUAUUGCACAUCUGCAAGAAUGACAUAUGAGCUUCUCAAACGUAAUCUUCUCUCGGCUGUCUUUGUGGAGACCAUCUCCACUCGCCUAUUGAGUGGAAUUAUUUUUGUCCUCUCAGCUAUAUAUGCCAUUGUGGUCUGUGCUAUAUUAAAGGGUGUGAGCGAUCUUGGGGUUGAUUCAUACUUUGUUGCUGCUUUGGCAUGGUUGCUACUGAUUGUGUUGCUGGGUUUCUUUGUACAUGUGCUGGACAACGUGAUUGAUACUGUAUAUGUUUGUUAUGCUAUAGACAGGGACAGAGGAGAGGUUUAUAAGCAGGAGGUUCAUGAGGUUUAUGUUCAGCUACCCAUUAGUAGAAAUCAUAGACCAUCUCUUGGUUCCACAACUCCCGGUGUAUAAAUAAUCCUUGAAUCAGAAUAAUGUAUUUGUUGUUGAUUAGUCAUUUGUUCUGUGUAUUAAUUUGAACAUGCCAGUCGGCAAAUUGUGUAUACCCGUGAGUGUUACCUUGUACAAUUUUGAGAUUUCUUCAAUAAAGAGUUAGAAUUUUUUGGUAA